AUGAAGGUUCUUGGUUAUCUCAAAUAUUUUUUGGGCAUUGAAGUUCCCCGUAGCUCCUCCGGAUUGUUCUUGUGUCAACGAAAGUAUACUCUUGAUAUUAUUUCUAAGCCAGGGUUGUUAUGUGCUAAGCCAUGUGGGUUUCCCAUUGAGCAUAACCACAGACUUAGGCUUGCAGACGCCCCUCGCAUUGAACAUUGGGAAGUUGCGCUACGAGUUGUUCGCUACUUGAAGGGUACACAGGGCCAAGGGAUCCUUCUACGUGUCGAUAUCGACCUGUCCCUAGCAGGAUGGUAUGAUUCUGAUUGGGCUGCAUGCCCUAUUACUCGUCGCUCUCUCACAUUUAAAUGGUCGAGUUCCUAUGAGGAACUAGGAAUAGCUGCUGGAGUUCCUGGGUUGGAUACAGUAAAGGCUAAAGCACCAAGGGUCAACAAAAUAGAAACAAAUCCACCUGCAAUCAUGUGA
Messenger RNA from Spinacia oleracea (spinach), 462 nucleotides. RefSeq lists its product as uncharacterized. The transcript is spliced from 3 exons. The record is from RefSeq and is a predicted model, not a curated record. NCBI's taxonomy places the organism in Eukaryota, Viridiplantae, Streptophyta, Magnoliopsida, Caryophyllales, Amaranthaceae. The coding region runs from base 1 to 462 and encodes 153 amino acids.